Molecule: messenger RNA, 2844 nt
Organism: Brassica napus (rape)
Lineage: Eukaryota; Viridiplantae; Streptophyta; Magnoliopsida; Brassicales; Brassicaceae
Exons: 5
Coding region: 1-2844 (947 amino acids)
Source: RefSeq, a predicted model, not a curated record
AUGGAUCAAAGAAUUGAUUCUGAGAGUAAUCAGGUUUCUGAAAUAUUUCUUGGAGGUGUUGAUGCAUUUAUUCAAUUUGCGUGUAAUCAAGAAGAUUACAAAGAAAGAGAAACUUUGUUGUGUCCGUGUGCUCGAUGCAAAAAUGUGAAGCAACGUGAAGCAAGAGUUGUCGCACGACAUCUAUUCUUGUACGGUUUCAAGGGAAAUUAUUAUUUUUGGACGAGUCAUGGAGAGAAAUUCAACAAUGUUGGUGAGAGUUCCGGGGCGAAUCAUUCGACGGGUGAAGAAGAAAUGUUAGAGACUCCUAUUUGGAAUGCUUAUGAAGAUCACCAGCAGAAUAUUCCAGAGGUACCCGCAGACAUUGCGCCAGCUUACAUGCCGGAAGCUAUAGAAGAGACAGACAUAGCACAGCCCUAUCAUGAUAGUGUUUUUGAAGCAUUUGAAGCAGCGACUCAACCUCUCUACGAAGGAUGUGCAGAAGGAAUUUCUCAGUUGUCUCUUGCUUCGCGGAUGAUGAAAGUGAAGACAGAUUAUAAUCUACCAGAAGCUUGUGUAGAUGAGAUAUCUGAAGUAUUUAAAAACAUACUUCCGCAGCCAAAUAAAGCUCCAACAACAUAUUACGAGACAAAGAAACUGACACGGUCGCUUGGGUUACCCUUACAGAAGAUUGACGUAUGUGUGAAGAACUGUAUGUUAUUUUGGAAGGGAGACGAUGCGAAGUUGGUCAGUUGUUGGUUUUGUGGAGAAGAUCGCUACUACCCGAAGAACGGAAAAGGUAAAAACAAACCGAAACAGAGAAUGUUUUACCUCCCAAUAGCAGAUCGUCUGAAACGUCUAUACCAACUUGAGGCGACAACUUCCAAUAUGCGGUGGCAUAAGAAACAUGUAACUUCGGAAGGAGAAAUACAUCAUCCAUCUGAUGCCAUAGCGUGGAAACACUUCAUUGAGUUAUAUCCUGGAUUUGCUGCUGAAAGCCGGAACAUUUAUCUAUGCUUAUCAACGGAUGGGUUUAAUCCGAUUGGUAUGAAUGGCGAAGCACAUUCCCUUUUGCCAGUUAUUGUAACUCCAUACAAUUUGCCUCCGAGAAUGUGUAUGAAAAGAGAAUUCUUAUACCUUUCGGUGCUAAUUCCCGGACCCAAACAUCCAAGAAAAAGCUUAGAUAUUUACCUUCAGCCGCUGAUUGAAGAGUUACAGAGUUUAUGGAAAGAUGGUGUGGAGGCAUAUGAUAUUUCAAGGAAAGAAAGAUUCAUAAUGCGAGCAGUGUUGAUGUGGACGAUAAGCGAUUUUCCAGCGUAUGGGAUGCUUUCAGGUUGGAUGACACAUGGUCGGCUAUCGUGUCCAUAUUGUCAAGAUGAGACAGUUGUGGAUCCUCCUCCACCAUGGUUGACCGGAGAAGAAAUAUUGCGUGAGAGGAUAAAUAAUAUAAAAGGUUUAUCAAAGUCCGUUGAAUGUGGAGGGAAUGGACAUGAUAAUCCAUCCAAGACAAUAUCUGAAUACGGAGUUACUCACAAUUGGGUUAAGAAGAGUAUUUUCUGGGAGUUACCGUAUUGGGAAACUCAUCUUCUUCGGCAUAACCUUGAUUUCAUGCACAUUGAGAAAAACUUCUUCGAUAACCUCACGAACACAUUGUUAAAUGCUCCUGGAAAGACAAAAGACAACGUCAAAAGCAGAUUGGAUCUUCCAGGUCUAUGCAAAAGGCGUGAUUUAGAGAUGAAAGAGGAUGGAACGAUGCCCGCGCCAAUAUUCAGGCUGUCAAAUGCGGCUAAGCGAGAAUUCCUUCUGUGGCUGAAAAAUGAUAUAAAAUUCCCCGAUGGAUAUUCCUCCAAAUUUAGUCGAUAUAUUGCCCUCUUUUUCCGAGAUAUCUCUUCGAGGAUUUUGAAAGAAUCAGAUAUUGGUCUUUUAAAGGCAAAUAUCGGUGUGAAGCUUUGUAACUUGGAAAAGAUUUUUCCUCCAUCGUUCUUUGAUGCUAUGCAACAUCUUCUUGUGCACCUUCCAGAUGAGGUAGCCUUAGGUGGGCCCGUCCAUUUUAGGUGGAUGUAUGUAUUUGAAAGAUACAUGUACCAUUUGAAGAAGAUGGUCAGAAACAAAGCACGCAUUGCGGGUUCGAUAGUUGCACAAUGGAUAAACGAGGAGAUUUCAAGAGCAUCCUCAAAUUAUUUUGGUCAUCCUGAGAUCAUGAGCAUUCCAGAAGGUCCAAAUGAUAUUCGUUUCUCAUACAAUUAUCCGGAUGUACCACCUUUGUUUUACCACGAAGGGAGAAUCAGUGGUCAAUGCUCAACUGGUUGGUUAAAUGAUAAAGAUAACACCGUUCUUCAGACAUUUAUGAUGCUCAACUGUGAAACAUUUGCUCCAUAUGAAAGGAUGUUUGAAGAAUAUAUGACACGGAGUAUUCCUGAUAUUACUCCAGUUGCAAUGCAAAAAGCGAAAGACACCAACUUUGCAGAGUGGUGCAAAGACUAUAUUAACGAUGCGACUCAGUUUUACACAUUUCCUAUGUGGAUGUUGGAUUUUGUACAAGGUCCUAGGCGCAAUUAUAGGUCUUGGCCAAUAUAUCACACCCGGGGAUACACUUUCCACACACAUAACCACGGUCAAAAUAGAAAAACUCAACAUUAUGGUGUUUGUGUUCCUGGAACCAAUGAAACAGACUACUAUGGCCUCAUACAGGAGAUUAUGAUGGUGGAGUAUCAUGGUGAUGUUGGCUUGAGGGUCAUGAUUUUUAAAUGUUCGUGGUUUGACACCACGGAAAAUCGCGGUAUGAGAAUACAUCCAUCUGGUCUUGUUGAUGUCUCACCACGAAGACAAUAUGCAAAAUAUGAUCCUUUUGUAUUACCUGGUAAGUGA